AUGUCCAAUUCAUCCACUACAAGGAGCCCACAAAAAUGGGUGAACGAGGAUUGUCUGCAUGUGAAUAUUUUUGCUGGAGAGGACUGUAUGAAAACCAGCUGUCCGGUAGUCUUCUAUAUUCAUGGAGGUGGUUUCAAUUAUGACUCGGCUGUCAUGUUCAAGGACGAUUUACUUGUCAACAAUUUCGGAGGGAAUGACAUUGUCUUGGUAAUCCCUGGAUUUCGCCUUGGCUUUUUUGGCUUGCUAACAUUUGCAUCUGAUGAGGUAGUUCCAAGAAAUAUUGGUGCAUAUGAUCUUCUUGCGGCUCUGAACUUUAUCAAAAGCGAAAUAGGAAGUUUUGGCGGUAACGGAGAUGAUAUCACUCUUUUUGGUCAUUCUGGAGGAGCUGUCGCAGCGACACAGUUUGCCUUAUCGAGGCGGAUUGAUCCCGAGAGGAAGCUGUUCCAGAAAGCAGUGUUAAUGUCCAUGGAGUUCGGGUUUGCGGAUUUGCCUCAUAUGGAGGAGUUGACGAUGGAUCUGGCUUACCGUGCAAAAUGUUCAGUAUCAAGAAAACUGAGGCACGAAUCAACAGCGCUUGUUGAAGGGAUUGUGCGAUGCCUUCGCGAUGUCGACAGCACUGAAAUACUGCGAAUCCAGCGAGAGAUGGAGGACGAGAGUAAGCAUCUUAAACCGGAAGGACUCGUGAUGACUGCACCGCUAUUCGAGGCACAAGACUUGCAGGAAUUCCUCAGCAAUCCUCCGUUGCGGUUAAUAAUUACUGGCACAACAUCGAAGGAACUUGACACUGCAGACGAUUCCAGUGGAGGUUACAUCAUGGAACUACUGGGGUUGAAGAAUUCGGAAGUGAUCAUGGAGAGAUAUCGUGAGGACCUGUCUUCAAAAAAGUUGCUUUUCAACCACACCCUUGAAACUCAGGCAAUUUUUCUUUCGUCGUACGUGGUAGGUCACACACUGCAAGAAGCUGGUGGAAAGGUCUUUCUUUAUUCGUACGCAAAUGCACGUCAUCCGGCUCACACUGAUGAUCUGUCCUAUAUUAUGGGGGUUCACCCAUUUGAGCAUGACGCGAAUGAGGCGGUAUUGGCUGUGGUUUAUCCUAGAUUCUUUGUAGACUUCGUGAAAACCGGAAGACCACGUCGAGAUUGGACACCACUCCAACCAUACUUGGACAACUACAUGAAUAUCGAUGUGGAUGUAGAUAAUGGGACUAUGCCGCACAUGGAAUUACACUACGAAUCACAAGUUGUUAGCUACUGGAGAGGUCUCAAGAAGUAUGACAAGCAACUCAGCGCACUUAAGAAGACGGUCGCUAUAACACAUGAUGUGUCUAUGUCCAACGAUAGUGGUGCAACAGCAACUAGCGUCAAUCAUUCCACUAUCAUUGAGUUAUUCUUGCCAUUGUUCGCAGUUAUUGUUACUGUAUUGCUAGUUGGAUAUCUGGUACGCCGUCGAGAAAGGCAAAAAGCGAACAUCAUGGAUGAAAAUGAGAAAACUCCACUCUUCGCAUGA
This is a messenger RNA of Necator americanus (New World hookworm), 1506 nucleotides long. RefSeq lists its product as uncharacterized. The transcript is spliced from 11 exons. The record is from RefSeq and is a predicted model, not a curated record. The coding region runs from base 1 to 1506 and encodes 501 amino acids. NCBI's taxonomy places the organism in Eukaryota, Metazoa, Nematoda, Chromadorea, Rhabditida, Ancylostomatidae.